Messenger RNA from Sorghum bicolor (sorghum), 531 nucleotides. RefSeq lists its product as uncharacterized. Bases 1 to 531 code for a protein of 176 amino acids. Lineage: Eukaryota; Viridiplantae; Streptophyta; Magnoliopsida; Poales; Poaceae. The record is from RefSeq and is a predicted model, not a curated record. The transcript has a single exon.
AUGGCAUCUGAGCGGGCCACGAUCCCCUCGGACGUCUUUGUCAGCGACCUCUAUAAGCCUUCCGUCGACUACAAAGACGACGGGGGCUCGGAUCAAACCCCAGGCGACUCGGGCCCCUACCCCAAGAUCUCCACGACUCAGGAGCAGGAGGCCAUGGACAUCGAGUCCGAACCCCCUGCACCAGAUGACUCACCAGACUGGCGCUACCCCUUGCUACAACGCCUCGUCGACGGCACUCUGCCCUCAGACCAGGCUGAGGCACGACGUGUGGCUCGUCGCGCCAAGACUUUCCUCCUUCUCGGCAGAGAGAUGUACAAGCGCAGCCCCUCAGGCAUUCUCAUGCGCUGCAUCUCACGUCAGGAGGGAAUCAAGCUCCUGGAGGAUAUACACUCGGGGGCUUGUGGCCACCACGCCGCGCCUCGGACGCUAGUAGGAAACGCCUUCCGACAAGGUUUCUACUGGCCCACCACCGUGGCCAGUGCCACGGAGAUCGUGCGGACCUAUGAGGGAUGCCAGUUAUACGCUCAGUAG